CAGCAGGAGGACGUCUACCGGGGCCUGGGCGUGCCCCUGUUGGCCCACGCCUGGCGGGGCUACAACGCGUCGAUCUUCGCCUACGGCCAGACGGGCUCCGGCAAGACGUUCAGCAUGCUCGGCGGCGCCGCGCCGACCUCCUCUUUACGCGACGGCGGCGACCGGGGCCUCAUCCCGCGCGUCUGCUGCGGCCUCUUCGACGCCGCCGACGCCCACGCGAAGAGCCACGACAUCGCCAUCGAGGCGUCCUACAUGGAGAUCUACAACGAGACCGUGCGCGAUCUGCUGCUCCCGACGGGCAAAGCUCUACGGGUCCGCGAGCACCCGCGCGACGGCGCGUGCGUGCCGGACCUGACGGUCGUGCGCGUGGCGAACCGCGAGGAGCUCGUGGCCCUGCUCCAGGUCGGCUCCAAGAGCCGCGCGACGGCCGCGACGCGGGGGAACGCGCGGAGCUCGCGGUCGCACGCGGUCUUCACGCUGGCGCUCUCGCGGCGGAAGCGCGGCGGCGACGUCGACACCGACGACGGCGGCGCCUUCGCCGCCGACGCCUGGUGGCGCGACGUCGACCUCGACGCGUCGUCGUCGCGCGCGACGAUCCGCCUCGUGGACCUCGCGGGCAGCGAGCGCGUCGCCGUCACGGGCACGGACGGCGCGCGGCUCCGCGAGGCCAAGUCCAUCAACCGGUCCCUGGCGACGCUCUGCGACGUCAUCGAAGCGCUGGCGGCGAACUCGCGGUCCACGAACGGCGCGCCGGCGAAGCCGCGCUUCGUGCCCUACCGCAACUCCGCGCUCACGUGGCUGUUGAAGGACUCGUUGGGCGGCAACGCGUUCGCGACGAUGCUCGCGACGGUGAGCCCGUCCGAGGACCACUACGAGGAGACGCUGGCGACGCUCAAGUACGCCGCGCGCGCGCGCAAGGUCCGGUCCAAGGCGUCCGUGAACGCC
Molecule: messenger RNA, 945 nt
Organism: Aureococcus anophagefferens
Lineage: Eukaryota; Pelagophyceae; Pelagomonadales; Pelagomonadaceae
Exons: 3
Biological process (GO): microtubule-based movement
Cellular component (GO): kinesin complex; microtubule
Molecular function (GO): ATP hydrolysis activity; microtubule binding; microtubule motor activity
Source: RefSeq, a predicted model, not a curated record